AUGCUCCAAGCAAUUCUCAAAGAAGUUCUUCCUCAGGAUAGUUCAUUUGAAAUAUUACACCUUCAAUCACCACCAUCAGAAUCAGCACCUCUGGUAAACAAUACAAGCAAGCAGAAUAGAGCCACCACUAUAAAGACUGAACAUCUAUUUUGCUUAGCUUACAAAGGAAGGAUAUUUUAUGGGCUGGAGUUGUAUGUGUAUAUAACAUGCAAUCACGAUAAUGAAGUUGAAAAAACAGAACGGUUGGUCUUUGUCUCAAAAGCGGAUACCAAUGGAUACUGUGAUAUACGUGUUAACAUAAAGCUGGUUACUCUACAAUUGAUAAGAUAUGUACUCUCAAUUAAUCCCGAUUAUUAUUUACAUCGAGUGAUACCGAAAGAAAGAGACUACAAAAAGAGCGGUAGGACCAACCUGAUAACUAAAGCAACUAACUCAAGAAAGGCUCUGAAGAUCUUAGCAGAUAGAUUACAGAACCACAAUCUUAUAGAACCAGAAAUUUUUAAUGCAUUCUACACAAAAUUUCAUAGUGGAAAGGAAUUGGUAACAAAGAUUGCACUAUUUACAAGGCCUGCAGACCAAUAUCUAUUCCCCAAUUCAUCUAAAAAUCCCAAUAAACACAACCUUGAUGGAGAUGGCUUAUUGAAAUGGUGGGCUUCCUUAUUAGACAAUUUAUUAGUAAGUGAUUUUAAUCUAAAUAAAACUAAAGCAAAAAUAAGAAUACCUGGAGAAGAUAAAUAUCGUUUUAGAAGGUAUACAAAUGCUUUGAAAUGUGGAAUUUGGACACAUGGUGAUAUUUUCAGCGAUAAUGAUAGCGACUCAGUAAUAAAAUGUAUUCCAAUGUUCCCUGAUGACCCUAAGUCAAGAUUUAUGAAGCAACUCUUCGAAGAAAACCGCAUCCAGACCACCUCAUUGGAUACAUUCUGGACUGAACUACAGGAAAGACAGGAGUUUAAGCUUAGUGUUGUUGUAUCAGUGAUGGGUAUUUCUGGCAUUUACGAAAUUGACACCAACUAUAAACCUUCUACUGAUGUGUACAGAUGCCGAUCCAAGAGGCAAUUCCAUUGCAUAAAGAACUACAUCACUGGUGAAGAGUAUGACACAGAAGAAGGGGCGCUAGAGAGUUACCAAAACGUAAACGACUACUUGUCAAGAGAAGGCACCAGCUUACUAACAGUGACAGGUAAUGCAGAUUACUCAAAAUUUAAACAAAACCGAACAACCACUUCUACCCCAGUAGUAGUUAAUACCCUCCAAGUUCGCAGAAAGAAAUAG
Molecule: messenger RNA, 1272 nt
Organism: Nakaseomyces glabratus
Lineage: Eukaryota; Fungi; Ascomycota; Saccharomycetes; Saccharomycetales; Saccharomycetaceae
Gene: RTT109
Product: H3 histone acetyltransferase RTT109
Biological process (GO): DNA damage response; regulation of DNA-templated transcription; DNA replication-dependent chromatin disassembly
Cellular component (GO): nucleus
Molecular function (GO): histone H3K56 acetyltransferase activity
Source: RefSeq, a predicted model, not a curated record